UCCUAUUGUCUGAAUGCAGAAGUUGGAACACGAGCUUCGGAAGCUGCUGCUCCUCUCUCUGAAUGAAGAUUGAGUUUGCUCCAGACUGUAACCUCCUUACUCCGUCACCCAUCUGAUAUGAGAAGAGCAGCUUUGCAGGUAGAGCUCCCCAACUGAGUACCAUGUGAAGGUCUGACAGAGCCCCUUGAUUCGUGGGACAGGAGAGACGUCCCUCUUUCAGUCCAGAAGGGGCAAAUUCUUUGAACGUUUUUGUCUGCUUCAGUAGGCUCUUAAAGUAUCGUCUUUACCUGAACCACAGGGGCACGUGCCUGAGCCAGUUUGCCCACUGUGGGGAAAGGAAGUCUCAGGAGGCAUUCCGCGCGCCAUGGAGAAACCGUGGAAGUGUGGGGAUUGCGGGAAAGGGUUCCGCUCCCCCUCCGUGCUGGAGAUCCACCGCCGUGUCCACACUGGGGAGAGGCCGUUCAGCUGCUCGGUGUGCGGCAAGGGCUUCACCCAGCUGUCUAUCCUGCUGACCCACCAGCAUUUCCACACCGGGGAGCGGUCCUUCACCUGCCCCGUCUGCGGCAAGUUCUUCACCCAGUCGUCCACCCUGCUGACCCACCAGCGGGUCCACACCAGGGAGCGGACCUUCACCUGCUCCAUCUGCGGCAAGGGCUUCACCGACUCCUCCCACCUGCUGACCCACCAGCGGGUCCACACCGGGGAGAGGCCGUUCAGCUGCUCGGUCUGUGGCAAGAGCUUUACCCAGUCAUCCAACCUGCUGCGGCACCAGCGGCUCCACACCGGGGAGCGGCCCUUCACCUGCUCCGUCUGCGGCAAGGGCUUCACCGACUCCUCCCACCUGCUGACCCACCAGCGGGUCCACACCGGGGAGAGUCCGUUCAGCUGCUCGGUCUGCGGCAAGAGCUUUACCCAGUCGUCGAACCUGCUGCAGCACCAGCAGGUCCACACCGGAGAGUGGCCCUUCACCUGCUCCGUCUGCGGCAAGGGCUUCGCCCGCUCGUCCGACCUGCUAACCCACCAGCGGGUCCACACCGGGGAGCGGCCGUUCAGCUGCUCCGUCUGCGGCAAGGGCUUCGCCCGCUCGUCCGACCUGCUAACCCACCAGCGGGUCCACACCAGGGAGCGGCCGUUCAGCUGCUCGGUCUGCGGCAAGAGCUUCACCCGCUCGUCCACCCUGCUGCAGCACCAGCGGCUUCACACCGGGGAGCGGCCCUUCACCUGCUCCGUCUGCGGCAAGAGCUUCUCUCACUUGUCCAACCUGCUGACCCACCAGCGGCUCCACACCAGGGAGUGGCCCUUCACCUGCUCUGUCUGCGGCAAGGGCUUCACCCGCUCGUCCAACCUGCUAACCCACCAGCGGCUCCACACCGGGGAGCGGCCGUUCAGCUGCUCGGUCUGCGGCAAGAGCUUCACCCGCUCGUCCACCCUGCUGCAGCACCAGCGGCUUCACACUGGGGAGCGGCCCUUCACCUGCUCCGUCUGCGGCAAGAGCUUCUCUCGCUCGUCCAACCUGCUGACCCACCGCCGGGUCCACACUAGGGAGCGGCCCUUCACCUGCUCCGUCUGCGGCAAGGGCUUCACCCGCUCGUCCGACCUGCUAACCCACCAGCAGGUCCACACCGGGGAGUGGCCCUUCACCUGCUCCGUCUGCGGCAAGGGCUUCACCCGCUCGUCCAACCUGCUGACCCACCAGCAGGUCCACACCAGGGAGCGGCCCUUCACCUGCUCUGUCUGCGGCAAGGGCUUCACCCGCUCGUCCGACCUGCUAACCCACCAGCGGGUCCACACCGGGGAGAGGCCGUUCAGCUGCUCGGUCUGCGGCAAGAGCUUUACCCAGUCGUCCAACCUGCUGCGGCACCAGCGGCUUCACACCGGGGAGCGGCCCUUCACCUGCCCUGUCUGCGGGAGGGGCUUCGCUCAGUCCCAGCACCUGCUGCGGCACCAGCGGGGGCACAAGGGAGCAAAACAUUUUGGUUCCUGUUUCAGACCAUUUUCAGCAUCAGCGGGACUGGAUGAGAGUCUCUACUGUUACAGCGCAUUGUGUGUAAAGCCUGAAACAGUUAUACGGCCAGGAAAGAGGAAGUUACUGUGGGCAGGGGCCGUACACGAGGCUGUAGCUGCGGCCAUGGUUAAACCAGAGGACUCCCACACCGUGGAGAAACCGUGGAAGUGUUGCGACUGCGGGAGUGGCUUCCAUGCCCCAUCUGUCCUGGAGAUUCAUCGGCGAAGUCACACCGGGGAGAGGCCAUUCUCCUGCCCCGAGUGUGGGAAAGGCUUUACCUGCUCCUCCCACCUGCUGGACCACCGCCGAGUCCACACUGGGGAGAAGCCAUUCUCCUGCCCUGAGUGUGGGAAGGGCUUCACCUACUCCUCCCACCUGCUGGCCCACCAGCGCGUCCACGCUGGGGAAAGGCCCUUCCCCUGCUCUGAGUGUGGGAAGACCUUCAGCAAAUCCUCGGACCUGCUGAAGCACCAAAGGGUCCACGGAGAGAGGCCAUUCAGCUGCCCUGAGUGCGGGAAGGCCUUCAGUGAUUCCUCUACCCUGCUGAGGCACCAGUGGGUCCACACAGGGGAGAGGCCAUUCAGCUGCCCCGAGUGCGGGAAGGCCUUCAGCAAUUCCUCUGCCCUGCUUAGGCACCAGCGCAUUCACACCGGAGAGAAGCCGUUUUCCUGCCCAGAGUGCGGGAAGGGGUUUACCCGCUCCUCCACACUGCUGACCCACCAGCGGGUCCACACAGGGGAGAGGCCAUUCAGCUGCCCCGAGUGCAGGAAGGCCUUCAGCGAUUCCUCUGCCCUGCUGAAGCACCAGCGAGUCCACACCGGGGAGAGGCCCUUCAGCUGCCCUGAGUGCGGGAAGAGGUUUACAUUUUCCCGCAACGUGCGGAAGCACCAGCGGGGGCACCAGCGCUCACAGCAAUCAGAUUCCACCACUGACACUGCUGUGAGUCCUCCCCAGGACUGAUUCUCCUGACAGUGGGUGCAGUGGGAGAGUUGGUGCACUGUAUUUGUUUUCUGUUGGACUGCAACCCCACAGUGGCUUAGGGGUGGCAUGGUGACUCAGUGAUUAGCACUGCUGCCUCAUGGCACCAGGAACCAAGGAUCAAUUCCACCCUUGGGGCAACUGUCUGUGUGGAGUUUGUGGAGGGUAGGAGAAUGGAUGAGAUAAGAAACCGCUGCCUUUCUUGAGACAAGUCUCCCGGAGAGAACUUGCUGACUGACUGAUUGUCUGAUCUACUGAUCCUCAUAGUGCCCCAUUGCCCUCAGUUAACUGGAGGAGGUCCACACAGAUGUACCGAAGCCCCUCUUUGGACUGUGGAAGGAAACCUGUGCAGACAGGGAAAACAUGCAAACUCCACACAAACAGUUACCUGAGGCUGGAAUUGAACUUGGGUCCCUUAUGCUGUGAGGUAGCAAUGCUAAGCAGUGUGCUACCCCCCAAUAUGUUAUAAAAUUUGAAUAAACCUACUAAGUUGGAAA
This is a messenger RNA of Hemiscyllium ocellatum (epaulette shark), 3480 nucleotides long. RefSeq names its product zinc finger protein 850-like. Gene Ontology annotation, biological process: central nervous system development; regulation of transcription by RNA polymerase II. Gene Ontology annotation, cellular component: nucleus. The record is from RefSeq and is a predicted model, not a curated record. Lineage: Eukaryota; Metazoa; Chordata; Chondrichthyes; Orectolobiformes; Hemiscylliidae. The transcript has 4 exons. Bases 365 to 2965 code for a protein of 866 amino acids. Gene Ontology annotation, molecular function: RNA polymerase II cis-regulatory region sequence-specific DNA binding; DNA-binding transcription factor activity, RNA polymerase II-specific.